Messenger RNA from Nicrophorus vespilloides, 516 nucleotides. Its product is annotated as laminin subunit alpha-1-like. The transcript has 3 exons. The record is from RefSeq and is a predicted model, not a curated record. The annotation marks the transcript as partial. Gene Ontology annotation, biological process: axon guidance. Lineage: Eukaryota; Metazoa; Arthropoda; Insecta; Coleoptera; Silphidae. Gene Ontology annotation, cellular component: basement membrane.
AUGAGAAUAAAGCUGAUGGUUUAUCAGGUGGCGUACGUGAUUAUAAAAGUCGGUAACUCCCCGAGACCCGGAUCGUGGAUACUGGAGAGGUCGAUAGACGACGGCAGUUACGAGCCGUGGCAGUAUUUCGCAACAAGUGAUAAGGACUGCCAGGAUCGAUACGGAAUUCCAGCUCGGAAGGGGAAGCCCCAUUAUUUCACAGACUCCGAGGUCAUCUGCACGUCCUUUUACUCCAAAUUAAUGCCCAUGGAGAACGGCGAGAUACACACGUUCUUAAUCCACGGAAGACCAGGGGCUAACGAAACCAGUCCGGAACUGCUGGAGUUCACGAAAGCCCGGUACGUGAGGCUCAGGCUUCAAGGAUUACGUGGAUCGGUCGAGCCACUUCCGGUUUGGCUGUCCCAGGAUCAUUUCAGGAACAAAAGACUUUACUAUUCCAUCCGUGACAUCAGCAUAGGUGGUCAGUGCGUCUGCAACGGACACGCUGCAAGCUGCAGACACAACGUCGCAUCCGGG